AUGUCUAAGGAUGUGCUGCAACACCUCGUCGGAAAGAACUCGGCGAAGGAGGCAUGGGAGACCAUCAAGAUCCUGCACAAGCGUCAUGACCGUGUCAAGAAAGCACACCUUCAGUCCCUGAUGAGAAGCUACGAGUGCCUGAAGAUGGAUGAAAGUGAGACGGUUGAUCAGUUUGCCACCCGUCUCAAGACCCUCGUCAAUGGCAUACGCAGCUAUGGUUCAACCCUAGAAGAAGUUGCGAUCGUCCGACGAUUCUUGCGCGCCGCGCCGUCACGCUACAUUCAGAUUGUCACGUCGAUCGAGCAAUGUCUCGACCUGAAGACUCUCAUGGUCAAGGAUCUCGUCGCAAGGUUCAAGGACCACGGCGAGCGAAUUCGUCUCAGUUUUGGCGACUCGAAGGGGAGUGAGCACCUGAUGCUGACAAAGGCGCAAUGGAUCGCCCUGUCGAAAGAAAAGCAAGGCGGACACACGAGCAGCGGCAAGAAAAAAGGGAAGGGGAAGCAGCGCUCGGCGAGAAAGAACUUUGAUGACUCGGACGAAGAGGAUGCGCCUGCACCACCGAGGAGGAAGUUUGACAUAAAAAAAGUAAGGUGUUGUAAGUGUGGCCUCCUCGGUCACUUCAAGGCUAACUGCGAUUAA
Aegilops tauschii subsp. strangulata is the source of this 639-nucleotide messenger RNA. RefSeq lists its product as uncharacterized. NCBI's taxonomy places the organism in Eukaryota, Viridiplantae, Streptophyta, Magnoliopsida, Poales, Poaceae. The record is from RefSeq and is a predicted model, not a curated record. Gene Ontology annotation, molecular function: nucleic acid binding; zinc ion binding.